GGCCAUGGGCCGCAACGCUUUUGUUUUCUAGACGUGUUUUUCCAAGAGACAGAAGCAUGAAGAUUACAUGAGUAGGAAUCAUGUAAGCUUGAGUAGGACACCGAGUGAAGAGAGUGAUGGUGCCUUUGAAACGACGAGAGAUGGAAUACCCUAAUAAAGAGUAAAACUAAAUCAAAACCAAAAGGUGUGCUUCUUCUGGUACUAAGAACGGAAAUUCGCUAAAGAUGUUCGCAAAUCGCCUUCCCGCUUCGUCUCUGUGCAAUGUCGCAGGCAGUGCGACAAAUGUCGCAGGCAGCACCGGCAGGAGUGCGACCAUGUUGCGUAGAACGCCUUCAAUGCCCUCAACAAGUUCUGCAAUAUCGAACCACAAUGCCCUUCUCAGUGAGCUACCCUUACGCUCAUCACUAUCGAACAAGGGUCAUCUUCCUGAACUACAACUACAACGCCGUUCUUUCGCAAAUCGUGCUAUGCACGUGCCUAAAUUGUUUGGGCAAGUUAUGCGAGAGGUGAAGACCCAGUAUCCACCUAGGAGGCGCUCUAAAGUCUUCAGACUGCCGAUUCAUUCGAAACUGUGCUGUGUGACGAAAGUUAAGGCUUCCCCUUCCCCUAUUAAUCUGUUUUCAGGUCCAGAUGAACUGAAGUGAGUAUCUUGGAGACGCCCUCUGUUUGGCUUUCACAGGGAAGGAAACUCAGGAUUGCUUUCCAGAUUGAUUAGUCGUGGUGUGAGGAGCUCUAACAAAGGCCACUUCUAUCCUCCCAAGCCGAUACGAGCACCGGGUACCCUGACUCCCAUUUUGUUGUUCUCGAAAGCGCACACGCAUCGGCAGUUGGACAGCUUGACCGAGCAGGAAUGUUACAAGUUAUGAUUGGAGGUGGAUUCCUUUUUUUCUUGUCUUUUUCCUUAUAGAUAGCAAUAACUAUGUAUAAUUAGUACCAGUGCACCAUAGCUUGUUGCUGAGAAGGAUGGCCCUAGUGGUUCGGCUGUACGACCCUCUUUUGCGCAGCAAAAGGUCCUGCUUGAUGUCCAAUGAGUUGCUUCUAAUUUCCUUAGUCGAACUCUUGCCAGAAAUCCUAAAGGAGUUCGAACGGGCAGAAAAGCAGAAAGAUGAGGUAGAGGCUGAGGACCAUAAAAGAUGCUUUCUGUGGCCGUGAACAUUGGUAACAACUGCUUAUCUUGGACGCUCGUCUUUUUCGACGAUACCAUGAUGUUGAGAUGAAACACGAACCACUUUUAUCGGAACAUUAUUUGGAG
This is a messenger RNA of Amoebophrya sp. A25, 1252 nucleotides long. The record is from the annotation of a GenBank genome assembly. Lineage: Eukaryota; Dinophyceae; Syndiniales; Amoebophryaceae.